GGGAAAAUAAGCCAGCGUCGCAUAUAAUGUAAACGGGAAGAAUAGUACACGUAUGCUGUCUUCAUACUGUUUCUGAACACAUGUAGUACAUUUAUAAUACAGAGAGUCACAGCUGUGUUAACAAUGAAGCUAAGUUCAGAGGAAAUGCCAAAAAGAUACAGCGGGAGCAUCCUGGAUAUUAUAUGUCAGCUGCCAGAUUUCUCACAGGACAAGAAGCUGGUUGGAACAUCUGGGGCACCUGAGUAUACUCGUGAUGCUUUACUGGAGAUGGCAGAACAGUAUCUAAAACUGAGGAUUAAGGAAGGAGAUACCACAGCAAACUUUGUUUUGGGACAGCUUUGCUUUGAAGAGGGUUGGUAUGAAGAUGCCUUAUUAUAUUUUGACAAAGUGAAGUUAAAUGACUGUCAAGCUAUAACGCAGUCAUCUAUGUAUCAAAUAGGAGUAAUGUAUUAUGAUGGACUGGGAGUUACAACAGACAAGGUAAAAGGAGUGGAAUACAUGCAAACAGUUUUCACAUCCAGCAGCUCCAAAGCUAAACACCUUAAAUUUGCAGUAGCCUACAAUGUAGGACGAGCAUGUUUUGAAGGGUGUGGAAAGCCUCAUUCAGAUAUUGAAGCAGAACGAUGGUGGCUUCUUGCUGCUAUUAAUGGGAAUCCUAUAGCAAGUGUGAAGGCACAGAGUAUACUGGGAAUGUUUUAUUUAAGACCUCCCACAAGAGAUCUACAAAAGGCUUUUUUCUGGCAUUCAGAAGCUUGUGGUAAUGGAAGUCUAGAGUCACAAGGAGCACUUGGUGUGAUGUAUAUCCAUGGACAUGGAAUCCAGGCAAAUUUACAGUCAGCUGUGGAAUGCCUGAAGCAGGCUGCAGAGAGGGGGAAUGUAUAUGCACAGGGACAUCUUGUUAGCUACUACUACCACAAGAAGCUUUAUACAAUGACCACAGAGCUAGCCAAGAGGGUCGUAUUAUAUGACAAUGUUGAUCAGCUGGCAAAAGAAACGGACUGUCUUGCUGCAUAUAUAACAAAAGGGAUUGCAAUGGCCACCUUUUAUUUGGCAAGAUGUCUCCAUCUUGGGCUGGGUAUUAAACAAGACAGUGCAGCUGCUAAAAAAUACUAUACAAAGGCAUGCUUUCUGGAUGCUGAUGUGGUUGCAGAACUUUACCUUCAUCUCAUUUAUGGGAAAAUAUAA
Messenger RNA from Bombina bombina (fire-bellied toad), 1185 nucleotides. RefSeq names its product LRP2-binding protein-like. Gene Ontology annotation, molecular function: protein binding. The record is from RefSeq and is a predicted model, not a curated record. Bases 124 to 1185 code for a protein of 353 amino acids. Lineage: Eukaryota; Metazoa; Chordata; Amphibia; Anura; Bombinatoridae. The transcript has 2 exons.